Messenger RNA from Leptinotarsa decemlineata (Colorado potato beetle), 2835 nucleotides. RefSeq lists its product as uncharacterized. Gene Ontology annotation, molecular function: ATP binding; microtubule binding; microtubule motor activity. Lineage: Eukaryota; Metazoa; Arthropoda; Insecta; Coleoptera; Chrysomelidae. The record is from RefSeq and is a predicted model, not a curated record. Gene Ontology annotation, biological process: microtubule-based movement.
AACGGAUGUCUGUUUAUGCUUCGUGAUGUCUAUAUGUUUUGAUAUUUGAAAAUUGUUUGACAUUUCCAUCUUUAUGUAUUUGAACUUUAUACAAAUGGAUUAUUCAACUUUGUUUUUCCUGAUCUGAAAUAAGAAAAUUGUGCUUAAGGCAGUAGUGAGAGAGAAAUCAAGAAAUAAGUCUAAAAAUGGUGAAAAGCAAGCGAGAAUUGACCACUCCGCGAAGGAGAAAUUCUUUGUCGAAACAACGUAUUUUGGAUCGAACUAUUUCCAAAGUCGUUUCUCGCCCUAAUUCUGGUACGAGUACUUCACGAUCACCUGCCGUAGCAAACAUCAAAGUUGUGGUGAGGGUUCGUCCACCAAAUGGAUCUGAACGAGAAGAAAAUUGUAGAAUUGUUGUCAAAGUUGUGGAUGAUCAGAUGCUCAUUUUUGACCCUAAAGAAGAUACCCAAGGUUUUUUCUUCCAUGGCGUUCAACAGAAAGGACGAGAUCUCCUUAAAAAAUCUCACAAGGACAUGAAAUUCAUUUUUGACAAAGUAUUUCCUGAGAAUGUGACUACUGAAGAAGUUUUCAAGGACAGUACUUAUACGUUGAUAGAUUCGCUGAUGGAUGGCUUCAAUUGCUCAGUUUUUGCCUAUGGAGCCACUGGUGCUGGUAAAACAUUCACGAUGACUGGGAAAGCUGACUGCCCUGGCAUUACAUAUCUCACAAUGACUGAACUAUUCAGAAAACAAAGUGAACUCAGUGUUGAACGAGAUUUUGAACUGGGCAUAACUUAUUUGGAAGUUUACAAUGAACUUGUAAAGGAUUUGUUGAACCCUGGGGUACCUUUGAAUUUGAGAGAAGAUGCUAAGUACGGGGUUACAGUUGCUGGAAUAAAGUUGUAUCAGAUAAAAAGUCCAGAUGAAUUGUUCAAUCUCCUAGAGCAAGGAAAUAAAAACAGAACCCAACAUCCUACUGACGCAAAUGCAGAAAGUUCCAGAUCACAUGCGGUUUUCCAGGUUUACAUCAAGAUGACAAUCAAAGGCACUAAAGAGCUCCGUACCGCCAAGCUCAGCAUGAUUGACCUGGCAGGCAGCGAAAGGGGAUCUGCCACUGGUUUCGCGGGAGCUCGUUUCACUGAGGGGGCCAACAUCAAUAAAUCUCUCCUUGCUCUUGGGAACUGCAUAAACAGCCUUGCUGACGGUCAUCGUCAUGUACCCUAUAGGGAUUCUAAGCUUACCAGACUCCUCAAAGACAGCCUUGGCGGCAACUGCCAAACCGUAAUGAUAGCCAACGUAUCUCCCUCUUCGUUGACCUUCGAAGACACCUACAACACCCUGAAAUACGCCACGAGGGCCAAAAAAAUAAAAUCCAACAUGAAGAGGAACAUAGUGAACGUAGAAGCUCACGUGGGGCAGUACAUCAAGAUGAUUGAAGACUUGAAACAGGAAAAUAGUGCUUUGAAAAAAGAAUUGGAGGAUAGUAAAAAAAGAGAGUGCGAUAACAGUGACGUGAAAGAGAUGGAGGGACUGAGAGAGGAGAUAAACGAAUUGAAGAUUCAAUUGAAAGAAGAAAUGAGCAAGAAGAGUGAAAGUAACCUACAGAAGGAGUGCGAAAGACUGAGGAUCCAGUGCGACUUAUUGAGCAGACAGUUGAACAGCAAUACCGACCAACCUGAAGGAGGUGAAUCGGAAGGCAACAACAAUUUAAUGAAACGCUUGGAAUCAAUUCGCCAUAAUGGUCGCUCGGUGAAAAAGGAAAGAACUUUCGUGAAGGAUCUUUUGGACAAUAUCGGAGAUGACGGAGGGGGUGCAGAUGAGUUGAUUUUGAAUGAAAUCAAAGCAUUGAUAGAAGAGAAGCGAGAGUAUUUGGAGCGGCAGUUUCAGUUGGAAAAAACCGAGUCUGGUACAUAUUUGCAAAGAUGCCUCAAAGAGGAAACUGAUGCAAGACUGAGUGAUAUUUGUGUGAAUACCCCAGAAAAACAAGACGCUCGUAAGAAAAUCAAUAUGGCCAUUGAUAGACUCAAGAAAAAAGAGACCGCUUUGAAAGGUGACCUAGACCAAGUAGAAGAUUGUAUAAGUAACUUAGAACAAAAAAUUGAGAAAAUGAAAAAUAAAUAUCCUGAAAUUGAAAGGUUUUUGAAGGAGGAGGUGCUCAAAUUGUCCGCUUUACGUUUGAAACACAAACUUCAAAUCCAAGAAAAGUCAAACGAACUCCUCCACAAAGACCAAGAAGAGAAAACGAUGCUUCUGGAAAAGAUGGGAUCGACUCUGAAAUCGUGGUACAUGCUGCUUCAGGGUCACGGUUUUGCGUCUUCGGACAUCGUCCAGCACUACCACGAAAUAGUGAUGAGCUUUCAAGGCAGAAAAAACAUAAAAUGGAAAGAGGCUGUCGAUUCAGGCACGAGCUCCAUGGCGAGUAUUCCCGAAGCGGAUAAAGAAGUGAGGGCUGUCGGUAACAAGCGAAAGAUCGAAGAGAAUCCGCCAGAAAAUCUCGACGAUACUUUCACGUUACCCGUCGUGUUUUCUCCGAGACCGAGGAAAACCGAACAAGUCAUGUCAAAAGUUCUGAAGCCUCCCCCUACUAAGAGGUUAGCAAAUUAUCCAACUCGGUCGCCUAGGAAUAAAGAGAAUAAAACAUAUAGGAGGCCAUUCGACACUACCAAAAGUGUGGCAGCUGCAAAAGCCAUAGUCGCAGCUAAAACAAAUUCAGGAUUGAGAGGAACAGCAAAAACGCCCACCAAGCCAUUGUCUUUAGCAGAUCGUCCCAGAUUUAGAAGUUGAAAUCUUUUUCAUAAUGUGUUUACUGGAUAUAUUUUUGCAAUAAUUAAAAUAUUUAUUUUACUUUUAUAUAAGA